CGGUGAGAACGGUUGCAGCGUAGUAACGUUCGUUCUGAUGCUGUGGAAAUGUUAACACUCUGUUAGUACGUUCGCGUAAUGUUUUAUGUUAAUUUGCAUGAAUUUUAGUGAUUUAAAAGAGAAGUUCUUUGGAAUUUUGAGUGAGGUGGAAUAGCUUGUUGUGUUUGUAUAGAAAUAUCGGUCUUGAUCAUACGAGGCGGCCUAAAUAAGAGAAUCUUCAUGGAAGCAAGUGACAAAUAAGGUGUCCACUUAUGCUGAGUUAUAAAACAAAUUGUACAAAUCUUCGGACGUCAAUAGAAUCUGCAAAAUAUAAUGGCAGAAGAAAAAAAGAAGGAUUCAAGUGCGUUAUUGGCUAAGAAGAAAAAAGUUAAACCAAGAAAAUCGAGAGACGCAGACUGUUGUAGCGUCAACUUCCUUAAAUGUGUUCUACAUAUAUUCAACGUUAUAUUUUUGUUUGCAGGAGCCGGCGUUCUUCUAGUUGGCGCUUGGACAGUUUCUUCUAGACAUAGAUUCGUGUCUCUCCUACCGACGCCCACGUAUCCCGCGAUAGCAUACCUUCUUAUAAUCGCUGGUGCUUUAGGUGUGCCGCUUUGCGCCCUCGGCUGCUGCGGUCUCAAGACUGAAAACAGAACCAGUUUAUUGUGUUACACAUAUUUCCUGCUGAUCACGUUUAUCCUGGAGGCGGGAGCUGGCGGCCUCGCGUACUACUACGAGGUGGCCGUCGAGGACGAACUCAGGGCGGAGCUCAACACCACUUUCAUAAAUAAUUACGCGCUGGAUACCAUCGUCACUAACGCUGUUGACAGCAUGCAGACAGAGUUCAAGUGCUGCGGCGCGCUGCGCUACUCGGACUGGCGGCGCAGCGCGUGGCACGAGCACGACCCGCGCCUGCUCGUGCCCGACUCGUGCUGCCGGAGCGUGCGCGCGCGCUGCGGCGCCCGCGACCACCCCUCCAACAUCUACUACGACGGAUGCAUGCUCCAGUUUACAAACCACAUACGAGACAACCUAAUCAUAUUAGCAGCUGUAGGCGUUGGUAUGUCUGUGAUACCUAUAUUCGGGUUUUUCUUCUCAUGCGUGCUCUAUGUCAAGAUAAAACACGUGAUCGACUGACCCCGGCCUAACCCUGCGCCUCCUAAUAAGUGCAAGGUUUUCGACAAGUCGGCUUCUGCUGGUGAUUUAGCCAAGGCACCAAUGGCGAGGCAACCGCAGAGACCUCCAAAGAUCGCAAAAAGAACUCAAGUUAAAAGGACAGUUAAACGUGCGCCUUGUCCUUUACAUUCUAACCCCGACAAAGAGGAAAAAAUUCCAAUAUCGACAAUCAGCGAUAAUGUCAGCAUUUAAGCUGAAAAUCCGUUGUAAUUAAUUUAAUUUUGGAAUCGCAUAUAUAUAAACACAUAUUUUAUUAUAAUUUGCACAAAUCAAAGUGUUAAUUGCUGUAAAAGUUUAUUAUUUUGUUUUUAAUAUUAGAUACAAGUUGAAGAAAAUAAUUGUUAUAUUUUUUUUAUCUGUAAUUUUUAAAUUACGGCUACGUUACUUAUUCGUUACAAUUACCUGUUUCUACUAAAUAAAUCUCCUUGAAGUUUGUAACAUUAAUUAAGAUGGAAAAUUUAUAGAAAAUUAUAAAAGAUCUGCAUAGAAUCUCCACAUGAUAUUCAAUAUGUAGAUAAACCUGUAUGUGUGUUCAUCAGUGCUACACUGUCUUAGAAUUAAAAAAAAAAAGUUCGUAUCUAGUGUGUAGUUUUAGACACCAAGACCGAAUUUAUAUUAUUGUGUUAAGCGUGCAAUUUGUAAAGUUAUUUUAAACGUGAUAUAAAUUAUAAUAUAUAAAAAUAAAUAUUAUAUUUCUAAAACAAAUUACAUGUUAUAAUAAUACGAUCAUUGUUUACUUUUUUUAAAUCUUUGCCUAUUUUGAGAUAUGAGUUUGCGAAAAAAACCUAUGAAAAAUGAAGUAAUUUAUCACUUAUAAGCUAUUUAUUUAUAUAUUUUUCACGUCAUCUGUAUCACGUUGUUUUAAAAAUAAAGGUGCUAUAUUUGUUUUUUAAACUUAAGUCGUUAUUUAUGUAAAACUAAAUUACAUCGAAAUAUAUAUACAAAAAAUAAUAAAACAAAUACAAUGAUAUAUAAAGAACAAAGAUUAGAAUCAGAAUUUAAUGAUAACAAUAUCUUUGUUUCACUGCAUUUUGUAUUUGUCGCGUUUUUUUUUUUGUAAUUUAAUUUAAAAACCGAACACAACAUGUUUUGUAACAUAUUUUUUCUGGAAUGAAAUAUCUGCGUUCAUGAAUAUCAUUUCAUAACACGUUUUGAAAUGCAAUUAAGAUUUUGUCUUAUAUAAAUUCUUUUGACCAUGACAUAUGAUGUCACGCUUUUUUUAUUUGGCCAUGGAAUGGAAUUUUGUUUCUGCACCAAUUAUUUAUUGUUGCCUAUUUUCCUUUAACUUAAAAAUGUCUGUAUUUUUUUAAUGAACUAAGAAAUUAUAUAAUUUUUCAUUGUUGCAGUAAUUAAGAAAUAACCGUCAGGGUAAUAAAGAGCAGGACACCCCAUAUGUGACGCAUGACGCACUUACGGGUGUCUUGCGAACGUCAUAGUGACGCUGCGCAUAUAAAUACCAAUAUUAUACUAUAAAUAAAAUAUUUAGUCCAAAAGAACAAAAUAACAAUUUUCAUGUAAAAUUAAAGUAUAAUUGAAGGAAGAACUUCUCUUUGAAAUGGUAUUGAUAAAAGUCGCGACACACUCACGUAAUCAUACGUUUUACUACCCUGCGGUCAGCGAGUCUCUAAUUCUACUAUAGCCUUUCGUUCUCUCGUCUCUGCACAGACAAUAUUUGUCUGGCCGUGAUUCUGGUUCAUUUAUUAAAAGUAAAUAGAAAUUGAAGUUAAACUAAUAUAUUUUUAAACGUAGGUAUACACUUACUAACAUUACUGUACAAUGAAUUACGUUCGUCUUUAACUGUCAAAAAAAAAUACGUCACAAAACGUCUCUUUGAUGAUCGUAUUUCAUGUGAUAAGCAAAAUUAUUAAACUAUUGUAAUAAAAGUUACAAAGAGUUUAUUUAAGUAUAUUACACAUACAUUACAUCUACCACAAAUAAAUGAACACUUAUUUAUUUUAGACCAUCGAGCGACAUUUUUAUAUCACUUAAAUUGCUAAUAAGUAUUCGCGAAAAAAUGUUGUUCUUCUUUUAACAACUUCGUCAAUUAUUGUUACAAUAUCUUAAUUAAAAAAAAAACCUUACUUCUUCUAAAUUGCUUAGCAAUUUUGUAUAACUAUUAAAUAAUCCAUUUCAAAUAAUAGACAAAAUAUAAGUUAAAGCUGUAAAUAACUAGAGAAACAUAUAAAUUGUAAAUGCGUGUUAUUGUGGUGGUUUUACUUAUAAACGUUACAUGAAAGUCUAUUUCAUAUGUUUUUAUUACUACAGUGACGUGUUGUAGGUUAUAUUUCAUUUUUUUUUAUAUAGAAUAGGAAGGUGGACGAGCAUAUGGGCCACCUGAUGGUAAGUGGUCACCAAACGCCCUUAGACAUUGGCAUUGUAAGAAAUGUCAACCAUCGCUUAUAGCCAAUGCGCCAGCAACCUUGGGAACUAAGAUUUUAUGUCCCUUGUGCCUGUAAUUACACUGGCUCACUCACCCUUCAAACCAGAACACAACAAUAUCAAGUACUGCUGUUUUGCGGUAGAAUAUCUGAUGAGUGGGUGGUACCUACCCAGAUGAGCUUGCACAAAGCCCUACCACCAGUAAAAUUAAACUACCACCAAUUAAAAUCAAACCCCUGUAAUAUUGUGAAAUAUUGUAACCCUUAAGUUAUUCUCCAAAAUUUACGAAUCUCAACUUCGCUUUAGUAUGCUUAAAUCGAUAACCAAGAUUAUAUGUAGGUCAUACGUUUUUAUAGCGUACACUGCGUAUUACAUAAAUGUGCUUAAAACAAUUAUUUAUUAUAGAUUAAAAAAGAAAAUUUAUGUAACUAGUGUUAAAGAUAUCAUUAUGUAAAAUAUAAUCGGAUAAGUCACUAAAACUAUUGUAAUAUUAUAACCAAAGCUAAUGUGUGCCUUACUAAUUUAUAAGAAUAAAGUUAAUUAAAUCUAUUCAAACGCAA
This is a messenger RNA of Nymphalis io (European peacock), 4091 nucleotides long. Its product is annotated as CD151 antigen-like. Bases 313 to 1113 code for a protein of 266 amino acids. Gene Ontology annotation, cellular component: membrane. The record is from RefSeq and is a predicted model, not a curated record. Lineage: Eukaryota; Metazoa; Arthropoda; Insecta; Lepidoptera; Nymphalidae. The transcript is spliced from 7 exons.